Messenger RNA from Acanthocheilonema viteae, 2034 nucleotides. The record is from the annotation of a GenBank genome assembly. Lineage: Eukaryota; Metazoa; Nematoda; Chromadorea; Rhabditida; Onchocercidae.
AUGCGUCACUCAAUGCGGAUGAAUCGAGCAGUACACGGAAAACCGCAGGAAAUAUCGCCACCUUUUCAAUUUCUCUUUAUGGAUGCCAAAGGAUACGAAACACGCUAUUACGAGCCCGGGAAGAUCUAUACCAUUCGGCUGGUUGGCUUUGUGCAUUUUCGUGGCCUGCUGCUCCAAGGACGUUUGGCGAACGAAGAUGGAUUCCUGCUUGGUUCUUUGAAAGGUGGUCGUUUCAUCGAAAAUGAAAACUGGGAAACAUUCGGGAUUCGGAUGCAAGAUUGCAGCCCACGUGGUUCAAGUUUGCAAGAUUCAGUGACGCACAGUGAUGAUUCGGAAAAAUUCAUCGUACAGUUGGAAUGGACUACUGACAAAGAUAUCGGUGCCGUCCAAUUCAUGUUGACGAUCGCUGAAGAAGAUGAGAUUUAUUGGGAGAGGUGGCGACCGGAAAGUGGCUUCAUCAUUCCUAUUAGUUGGAAAGGAAAGGAUCUCAAUGUUAUCAGUGGUGAGACAAUGGCUGUAAAACUUUCUGCUCAGAAACGAAAGCCUAUUGAAUCUUUGACCAGUAGUCAUUACAAGCAACCUUUGUCCGCUGCGGAAAAAACUGAAAAUUUCACUAUUGAGAAGACCCAUGCAAUCUAUGAAAAAUAUGUGCCGCAAAGACCUAUUCCGGAAACAUUACGAGAUUUGGCUUAUCGUCAUGAAAAUGAAGUUGAAGAAGAACUGCGCGAGAAAGCAUCGUCAACUACUACACCGUUCACUGCUCCAUUAUGGAAAUCUGAAAGCUCUAUACGAACAGGAUUACCGUUGAUUCGUACUACUACAGCGUGGCAGUUUCGGAACAGAAAACCGAAGGAGAUUGAGCAUGUUUAUGAGAGUCGCUUCCCGGAAAUCUUUGUGGAAAGCUUGGGCAAUGAACCGACCAAAACAAAAGUGAAGAUGGCGUCAGUGAUAAGAAUGGAUAAAUGCCUCGAGAAUCCAUGCGAAAAUGGUGGACGAUGUCAUUUGAAUAACAGCGCAGAAGUGGGAUUUACUUGUUUUUGCAAAGAAGGAUGGACUGGUCUGCUAUGUCAAAGUUCGAAUUUAUCCUUUCUUCCCUCUUAUUUGAUAGCGAGUUCAACGCUUGCAGUAGGAAAGGUCACUUUCCGCAUGUUCUGGAAGAAAAGUGACGCUAACAAAGGAUCAGUGUGUCGGACACAGCUGCGUAUCGGGAAAGUGUGUCAGCUUGAAGAAUUCUUAUCAAUGCGUCUGCUGGAAGGACUACGCUGGAGGAACGGCACUUGUGUGGAAAAAAGUAACGGUGAACUGGGUUGUAAAUGUCCGCCCGGCGCUGCUGGCAGAUACUGUGAACGUGGGCCUUGUCAAGAUAUUUAUGGCAGCUGCAAUCAGUGGAAGCAACAGGGUCAGUGUAAACAGAUGCGGCAUCAUACACGAUUUUUUGAUAUCAAUUGUGCCGCAUCCUGCGGACAGUGCUCCUCUUCAAACCACACUGUGAGGACAACAAAACCACUUGCUCCAGUUUUACUUCCACUAGCUUGGAUGAUCGGUGUAUGGAAAGCUGAAGUAAACGGUACACCUUGGCGCACUGUAGACUACGUGACGGAUUUCGAAGCGAUAUCCUACACGGAAAUUCUUGCUGUUACAGUUGCUGAUGUGUUAAUGUUCGGCAAGCCGAGUAUCAAUUUCACAUCGAUAGCAAUAAACAGAAACGACACCACUGAUCAGCAUAUACAUUACGGUUUUCUCACAGUUGGUCCGAAUUCGGACGGCAAACCUCUGGUGGCACUUAUCACAGCAAGUAAUCUCGGCCAAAUAAUGGUAGAAGAGGGUGAAGUACGUUCGAACAGUGUUCAGUUUACUCCGACAUAUCGUUCUGUCCUAUCACAUACAGCCAACAGUUUGCCGCUAGAGUUGCACCGAACAUUCUCGAGGAACGAUAAAAGGCUAGUACAAAGUUUGACGAAGAAGGACGUGGAUGGCAGAAAUCGAAGUGUCAGCAAGCGGUACGACAAAAUUGUUGAUAUUGAAUAUCUCUAA